This is a messenger RNA of Rhopilema esculentum, 3269 nucleotides long. RefSeq names its product solute carrier family 41 member 1. The record is from RefSeq and is a predicted model, not a curated record. Gene Ontology annotation, biological process: monoatomic cation transport. Gene Ontology annotation, molecular function: monoatomic cation transmembrane transporter activity. Gene Ontology annotation, cellular component: plasma membrane. NCBI's taxonomy places the organism in Eukaryota, Metazoa, Cnidaria, Scyphozoa, Rhizostomeae, Rhizostomatidae.
AUGUGCGGAGGAGCAUUACGUGUCUCAAACAAAAAGCUGGCCUUUUUGAAUCAAAGGAGAAUUAUAAUGAAACAAGGUAUCAAUGCGAUAAAAUACUCUAAAGAAAUUCGGUUAAUGCCAAUUGAUAUAUUAUGAGCAGUGUAUUACUUCACUCGGAUGACAAAGCUAAAGGCCUAUCUAGUAACGAGCUGCAAAGUCUUGAAAAUUACACGAAUUCAGAGGGCCUAAGGCGCCGAGGUGGCAACAUGGUACCAAGGAUAUCAGGAGAGUCUUUCCAAAAUAGUUCAGCGGGUCGUAGAAGAACAUUUUCGUCAUCCAGUGACACCAGCGAAACUAAAGUUUCCAAAGAUAUGUCAAAUGGCGUGUUAAAGGACAAUCCUAUUGUUGAAUUUGAAGAUCCGUUAAAAUCUCAGAUUAGGUCUCAGAUUUGUGAAACUUCUUUUACUGAAAAUUACAAUAGAGACUCGUCGUCUGAUUUACUUAGCCCAACUGCUGAUGUUUCGCUGUCAUCGGAUGAAAAUGAAGACAAUUCGGCAAGAUUUGGGAGCUUUAAUUCAAAGAAUCUUUAUAAACCUCUACCACAUGUGGACGCUAACUUUGAGGAAGAUGAUAUUACUGAAGAAGCAGUCUUGUUACCAGAUGGAGAAUUUCGAAGAAUAAGAGAGGGUAAUCGUGAAAUUGAUAUCAAAAUAAGUACUGAAGAGAAAUCUAUAAGCAUUGCCUUACAAGUUUUCUUUCCCUUUAUGAUUGCUGGCAUGGGAACUGUAGCAGCAGGACUUCUACUGGAUGUUGUUCAGCACUGGGCAGUUUUCAAAGAGGUUUCUGAGGUAUUCAUACUAGUUCCAGCACUUCUUGGUCUGAAAGGGAAUUUGGAGAUGACACUGGCAUCAAGAAUGUCAACAGCUGCCAAUCUUGGCUCAAUGGAUACCAAAAAUGAGCAAGCUAGUUUGAUUAUUGGUAACUUAGUUUUGACACAGGCACAAGCAUUGGUAGUUGCAGCACUUGCAUCUAUAGCUGCGGUUGUAUUUGGUUGGGUCCUUGAUGGUCACUUUGAUGUUCAUCAUGCAUGGCUCCUCUGUGCCAGCAGCUUAGUAACAGCAUCAUUAGCCAGUCUAAUUCUUGGUAGCAUUAUGGUUGUUGUUAUAAUACUAUCAAAGAAAUGUGGUAUCAACCCUGAUAAUGUUGCAACACCUAUUGCCGCUAGUUUGGGAGAUUUAACUACCCUUGCUCUGCUGUCUACCAUCAGCUCCUUUUUCUAUGAUCGCAUUGGUACUCAUUACUGGAUAGCACCAGUGAUUUGUGUAUUAUGUGUCAUUUUGCUGCCCCUCUGGGUCUAUAUAUCACACCACAAUAAAUACACACAUGAUACUCUAUACAGUGGUUGGACGCCAGUUAUAAGUGCCAUGUGUAUAAGCAGUGCUGGUGGUCUUGUCCUUAGUUAUAUUGUUGAAAGGUAUCAUGGAAUUGCUGUCUUUAAUCCUGUGGUGAAUGGAGUUGGAGGCAACUUGGUUGCUGUUCAGGCAAGCAGGAUAUCAACCUCACUUCACAGGGUAUCAGUUCUUGGAAAGCUUCCACAAGGUGUUAGAUAUGGGUGCAUACAUUCCUUUUGUACUGCAGGUGGACAUUCAAAGACAGCACGGAUUUUAAUUGCAAUGUCAGUCCCAGGUCACAUGAUUUUCCUUAGCAUCAUUGCGUGGAUGAAAGCUGGACACACAUCUUUAACACCAAUUUUUACUUCAACAUACCUACUUGUUGGAAUUCUUCAGGUAACAAUACUGCUAUUUGUCGCAAACUGGAUGGUUCACUGGAUGUGGAAGAGAAAGAAUGACCCUGACAAUUAUUCUAUCCCAUAUUUGACUGCCAUUGGGGAUCUGUUGGGUACACUUCUUCUUGCUGUUGCUUUCCAUGCCCUGUGGCUAAUAGGAGACAGAGAUGCAGAUGUAGGAGACUAAAACUUAUGAUGGUUAUCAACAGAGUUUGGGGAAGAACUUUUCUGUUCUAAGACUUAGGAAAUAUUCAACAGAAGUUUUAGGGUUCUCAAUAUGUAUUCGUUUUUAGCAUAGGCUGUAUUGUCUGUGCUGAUAACCUUUUGAUAAAUCUGUGAAAUAAUUUAUAUCAAACUUAAGAAGAAAGUGAAAUAAAGAAAUAAGAUUUGUGAUAUUCCAAGUAUUGCUGAGUCUGAAAUAUGCAGGUUUCCUUGACUAUAAAAAUUUCUUUUUUUGUCAUUUACUCAUUCUAAUUUAUUAAUAAAUGAAUGCAGUGUUUGCAAUAAUAUCAAAUUAUUUCAGACUCAAGAAAAUGUUGGCAUGAAAUAUUUUUAUUUAUCUAUAUAUUGCAUAUAUUUGCCCAACCCCUUGACUUAAGAACAUUAGCAUACAAAUAUAAAAGUUCGCAACAUUGGAUUCUUACUGAAAAACUGUUUCUGGUCACCUUUUUUUGCUUCGAUGGUUGUGGAUUGUCAAGAGAAACUACUCAAAGUUCCCAUCUCAUUAGUAAAUGUUAACAUGAAACUAUUCAGCAAUGUUAUAUAAGCUCAGUUCAACAAAUCAUUUGUUUAGUAUAUUUACUUUAGAAAUAAUUGAGUGUAAUAUUUAACAUAGGUAGCCUGCCUUUGAAUUUUAGUGUCAAAUUUAUAUAUGGUAGGCUUGCUUUUUGGUCAAAGACUUAUCUUUCUUGAAACAGUAGUAAUAUUGACUAAAUACAUUAUUUUGCCAUGUUUGCAUCCUUGCAUAAGACACACCCUUAAUUCUAUGUUUGAAUUCUGAAAAAAUUAUUUCUACUGUGUCGUGCCAUGUAUAAGAUGCACCCCCUUUACUCAGUUCUUGUAAGGAAUGCAUCUUUCAGUGAAAAAUUAAACAUGACAAUUUUAUAGACACUAACUUUUGUCAGAUAUUUUUUCUAUUGUGGAUGGAGAAUUUAAAGUUUUUACUAAAUUUCGGGUAAAAGUGUGAUUAUUCGAAUUAAGAGAACAUAAGCUCCAAAUAUCAUAAUAAUUUGUCUAUAAAAUGACACUUUGCCUUCAAAGGAAAUGGUAGGACAGUCAAUGUUACCAUAUAUAAGAUGCCAAUAAUAAAGCCAAUAAAAAUUAAAAAAGAGGUGUGUCUUAUACAUGGCAAAAUCUGGUACUUUGUUUAAUUGAUAUUUUCUUACUAAUUGACAAAGCUUUCAUGCCACGUUUUAGCCUUGAUAUUCUCAUUGUUGAUAAAAAAUUUUAAUACUUUAAUACAAAUGGUAUCAUUUUUAAGAGAAAAAUACACUUUGAGGGUGCU